ACAAACCCCAACUCUCGAAGUGUUUUUUAUCAACCGAGAGAGACAGUGCGACAGUUCACCCUGAAUCAUCCGCUGGAGCACAUCCAGCUCCAGUUUGGAUAUUUUAUCACCUCUGUCGCCAACCGAGAGACAAAUCCAAGUGAUUUUAGCGUAAAUACCAGAUAAGUCAUGGGCGAUUCGUUGGACGGGACGGGCGAGCCCACGCCAGAAUCGCAGAACAUUGUGAUUGUUGAUUACACGUCAUUUGCGAAUUUUCUCCGGAAAAUCGUGCCCAUCCUCGCUCUCGACGAGGACGGGGUACCCUCUGCCUUCGUCGCGGCGCUCGACGACAAGAGUCAUCAGGAGUACAUUCGCAAGUUCAUCGGGGAUUCGCAGGUAUGGGCGUUGUGCAUCCAACGGAGCUCGACGAAAGAGGAGGACAACGGCGAAGGGGACGACGAGAAGGACACCACGAUGUACCACAUCUCAAACGAGAUAUACUUCACAAACCCAAAAAUGGCAUCGAUAGUCCUGACGAAACGCGGUGGAGUGAUCGAGGCGGACAAAUCCAUCUCCUCCCAAGUGAGAAUCGUGAACCUCUCGGACGGGCCCCCGUACGAGACCCUCCACGCGAUCAGCAAGACAAUGGCCCCAUUCUUCAAGAGCUACGUGAAAGAGACAGGCCGAGCGGACCGAGACGGCGACAAGAUGGCCCCGUCCGUCGAGAAGAAGAUCGCCGAGUUGGAGAUGGGUCUUCUCCACCUCCAGCAGAACAUCGACAUCCCAGAGAUCUCGCUGCCAGUGCACCCUCUGGUGAUGCAGGUGAUCAAGCAAUGCGCCGAGGAGAACCGAAAACCCAAAGUCGCCGAUUUCGGGGACAAAGUCGAGGACUCGACGUUCCUGAAUCAGUUGCAGAACGGCGUCAACAGAUGGAUCAAGGAGAUCCAGAAGGUGACGAAAUUGAAUCGAGAUCCUGAGUCUGGCACAGCCCUCCAGGAGAUCUCCUUCUGGCUGAACCUAGAGAGAGCCCUCCACCGAAUCCAGGAGAAGCGUGAGAGCACAGAAGUCACUCUGACCCUGGACAUCCUGAAGCACGGGAAGAGAUUCCACGCCACAGUCUCCUUCGACACUGACACCGGUCUAAAGCAAGCCCUCGCUACAGUCAACAACUACAACCCCCUGAUGAAGGACUUCCCCAUAAACGACCUGCUGUCAGCAACUGAGCUCGAGAGGAUCAGAGCAGCUGUCCAGCAGAUCUUCAUGCACAUGAGGAAGAUCAGAAGCACAAAGUACCCCAUCCAACGUGUCCUCCGACUGGUGGAGGCAAUCUCUCGAGACCUGAGCCAACAGCUGCUGAAGGUCCUGGGCACUAGGAGACUGAUGCACAUUCCCUUCGACGAGUUCGAGAAAGUCAUGGCACAAUGCUUCGAGGUAUUCAUCACGUGGGACGACGAGUACGACAAGCUGACUGGUUUACUCAGGGACUUCGUGAAGAAGAAGAGGGACGAGCACAUGAAGAUGGUGUGGAGGGUGUCCCCAGCUCACAAGAAACUACAGACUCGAAUGGACCAGAUGAGGAGGUUCAGGAGGCAGCACGAGCAGUUGAGAACAGUUAUCGUUCGCGUUUUGAGACCGACGGUUCGCCAGAACAGCAACAAUCCAGCCAUUGAAAAUCCAGAUAACGAUAAUGUCAAGGUGGAGUUCGCUCUGGACGCUGCUGACGCCAAUGCCAUAAGCGAAGUUAACUUGGCUUAUGAGAAUGUGAAGGAGGUCGACUGCCUGGACAUCACGAAGGAGGGGCUCGAGUCCUGGGAGGCGGCUGUUCACAGGUAUGAGGAGAGGAUCGAGAGGGUCGAGGCGAGAAUAACAGCUCAUCUGAGGGACCAGCUGGGAACGGCCAAGAAUGCCAACGAGAUGUUCAGGAUCUUCUCGAGGUUCAACGCACUCUUCGUGAGGCCCCACAUUCGUGGUGCCAUCAGGGAGUAUCAGACCCAGCUGAUUCAGAGGGUGAAGGACGACAUCGAGGCUCUUCACGAGAAAUUCAAGGUCCAGUAUCCCCAGAGCAAGUGCUGCAAGAUGAGCAUGGUGAGGGACAUUCCACCUGUCUCCGGCUCCAUCAUCUGGGUCAAGCAGAUUGACUACCAGUUGACGAUGUACCUCAAGAGGGUCGAGGAUGUCUUGGGAAAGGGCUGGGAGAAUCACAUCGAGGGGCAGAAGCUGAAGGCCGAUGGCGACAGCUUCAGGAUGAAGCUCUCCACGCAGGAGAUCUUUGAUGACUGGGCUCGCAAGGUCCAGCAGAGGAAUAUUGGAGUCACUGGGAGGAUCUUCACCAUCGAGAGUGUCAGGUCCAGGUCUGGGAGGGGAAAUGUCCUCAAGCUCAAGGUGAAUUUUCUCCCUGAGAUCAUCACUCUGUCCAAGGAGGUCAGGAACCUCAAGAAUCUGGGGUUCAGGGUCCCUCUGGCUAUUGUCAACAAGGCUCAUCAGGCCAAUCAGCUGUAUCCGUUUGCCAUCAGUCUUAUUGAGAGCAUCAGGACUUAUGAGAGAACUCUUGAGAAGAUCGAGGACAAGGCUAGUAUCAUUCCUCUGGUUGCGGGCAUGAGGAAGGAUGUGCUUUCUCUAUUCUCAGAGGGCAUAGCUCUAGUCUGGGAGUCCUACAAGCUCGAUCCCUACGUCCAGCGUCUCUCCGAGAUAGUAGUUCAAUUCCAGGAGAAGGUCGACGACCUCCUGGUCGUCGAAGAGCAGCUGGACGUCGACGUGCGCUCCCUGGAGACCUGUCCCUACUCAGCCAACACCUUCGUGGACAUUCUCUCGAAAAUCCAGAAGUCAGUGGACGAGUUAUCCCUCAAGAACUACUCGAACCUGCACAUCUGGGUGGCUCGUCUCGACGAGGAAGUGGAGAAGAACCUGGCAGCUCGACUGGAGGCAGGGGUGAAGGCCUGGACCGACGCCCUCAUGGGCCACAAGAAGGAGGUCGACCUCAGCAUGGACACCGACGCCCCAGCGAAGCCCACGCACAAGCCAGGGGGCGACCCAAAGAUCCAGAACCAGAUCCACGAGGUCAGGAUCACGAACCAAACGAUGUACCUCUACCCCAGCAUCGAGGACGCCAGAUUCCAGAUAAUGCAGCAGUUGUUCGCCUGGCAGGCCAUCGUCACCUCGCAGGUGAGGCUCCAGAGCUCGAGGUACCAAGUGGGUCUCGACAAACCAGAGUCCGGGACCUACAGGAACCUCCUGACGAAGUUACCUGGAGGCAAAACCCCCCUGGAAGCCGCCUACGAGGCUGUCGAGUCCAAGAUGAAGGACAUCGCUGAUUACGUUGACCAGUGGCUGCGGUAUCAGGCCCUCUGGGACCUCCAGCCAGACAACCUGUACGGAAAACUCGGCGAGGACAUCAACCUCUGGAUGAAGUGCCUCAACGACAUCAAGAAGACACGAACGACAUUCGACACCUCAGACACACGACGAGAGUUUGGCCCCGUGAUAAUCGACUUUGCCAAAGUGCAGAGUAAAGUCUCACUGAAGUACGACUCCUGGCACAAGGAGACGCUGGGAAAAUUCGGGGCCCUUCUGGGCAACGAGAUGGUGGGAUUCCACGGACAAGUGUCGAAAUCCAGGAGUGACCUCGAGCAGCAGUCGAUCGAGGCUGCCAGCACGACCGACGCUGUUGGAUUCAUCACGUACGUUCAGUCCCUGAAGAGGAAGAUGAAGGUGUGGGAGAAGCAGGUGGACGUCUACAGAGAGGGUCAGAGGAUCCUGGAGCGUCAGAGGUUCCAGUUCCCCACGAGCUGGCUGCACGUCGACAACAUCGAGGGCGAGUGGGGGGCCUUCAACGAGAUCAUCAAACGAAAGGACUUGAGUAUUCAGACACAGGUGGCCAGCCUCCAGAUGAAGAUCGUCGCCGAGGACAAGGCCGUUGAGACUAGAACAACGGACUUCCUGAAUGACUGGGAGCGAGGGAAACCGGUGGAGGGGCAUCUCCGCCCUGACGACGCCCUCCAGCAGCUCCAGCUGUUCGAGAGUAAAUUCGCGAGGCUCAAGGAGGAGCGCGACAACGUGGCCAAAGCGAAAGAGGCCCUCGAGCUGCAGGAGCCAGGUGGUGUGUCGACGAGUGAAGACAGGAUGCUCGUGGUCUUCGAGGAGCUGCAGGACCUGCGUGGCGUCUGGUCCGAAUUAUCCAGGAUCUGGGCGCAAAUCGACGAGACGAGGGAAAAGCCCUGGCUGUCAGUACAGCCGAGGAAACUUCGUCAGCAACUGGACACGAUGAUGGCUCAGCUGAAGGAGCUCCCAGCGAGGCUACGACAGUACUCCUCCUACGAGUACGUCAAGAAGAUGCUGCAGAACUACACCAAAGUGAACAUGUUAAUAGUCGAGCUGAAGUCUGAUGCCUUGAAGGAGCGCCACUGGAAGCAGCUGACGAAGCAGCUGCGAGUCAAUUGGAUCCUGAGUGAGCUCACCCUGGGACAGGUGUGGGACGUUAAUCUCCAGAAGAACGAGAGCAUCGUCAAGGACAUAAUCCUCGUGGCGCAGGGGGAGAUGGCCCUCGAGGAGUUCCUGAAGCAGGUCAGGGAGUCCUGGCAGACCUACGAGUUGGACCUCAUCAACUACCAGAGCAAGUGCAGACUGAUCAGGGGCUGGGACGACCUCUUCAACAAGGUGAAGGAGCACAUUAACUCGGUCGCUGCAAUGAAGCUGUCGCCGUACUACAAAGUCUUCGAGGAGGAGGCCCUCACCUGGGAGGAGAAACUCAACAGGAUCAACGCGUUGUUCGACGUCUGGAUCGACGUGCAGCGUCGCUGGGUCUACCUCGAGGGAAUUUUCUCGGGGAGUGCUGACAUCAAGACCCUUUUGCCUGUCGAAACCUCCAGAUUCCAGAGCAUCAGCUCUGAGUUCCUGGGGCUCAUGAAGAAGGUCUCCAAGUCCCCGAUGGUGAUGGACGUGCUGAAUAUUCCAGGGGUGCAGAGGGCCCUCGAGCGUCUGGCUGAUCUUCUUGGGAAGAUCCAGAAGGCCCUUGGGGAGUACCUGGAGAGGGAGAGGACCUCCUUCCCUCGGUUCUACUUCGUUGGAGACGAGGAUCUCCUCGAGAUCAUUGGAAACAGCAAGAACGUGGCUAGACUCCAGAAGCACUUCAAGAAGAUGUUCGCCGGGGUGGCUGCCAUCAUCCUGAACGAGGAGAACAACGUCAUCCUGGGGAUUGCCUCCAGGGAAGGGGAGGAGGUGUACUUCCAGAGUCCAGUGUCAACGAUCGAUCAUCCCAAGAUCAACGAGUGGCUGACCCUCGUCGAGAAGGAGAUGCGAGUGACACUGGCCUCGAGCCUGGCCAAAGCUGUGCAAGACAUCAAGCAGUUUAAGGACGGCAACAUCAACGCUCAGGCCUUCAUGUCCUGGUGCGACAACUACCAAGCGCAGAUAAUUGUUCUUGCCGCCCAGAUCCUGUGGUCUGAGGACGUCGAGGCUGCUCUCCACGAGGCCCAGGCUGAUCCCACCAAAAACCCCCUCGAGAGAGUGCUGCUGCAGGUCGAGGGCACCCUCAAUGUCCUCGCUGACUCCGUCCUCCAGGAGCAGCCGGCCCUGCGACGAAAGAAGCUCGAGCACUUGAUCAACGAAUUCGUUCACAAGAGGACUGUCACGAGACGAUUGAUCGCGAAUAAAGUCAACAAUCCGAAGGCUUUUGAGUGGCUCUGCGAAAUGAGGUUCUACUUUGAUCCACGUCAGACUGAGGUGCUCCAGCAGCUGACGAUUCACAUGGCCAAUGCCAAGUUCUUCUAUGGGUUUGAGUAUCUGGGGGUGCAGGAUCGGUUGGUGCAGACUCCACUGACUGAUCGUUGCUAUCUCACCAUGACACAGGCACUCGAGGCUAGGCUGGGAGGCUCUCCUUUUGGACCUGCUGGCACUGGCAAGACUGAGUCUGUGAAGGCCCUGGGGCAUCAGCUGGGGAGAUUCGUUCUGGUUUUCAACUGCGAUGAGACCUUCGACUUCCAGGCGAUGGGCAGGAUUUUUGUGGGACUCUGUCAGGUGGGGGCGUGGGGGUGCUUCGACGAGUUCAAUCGUCUCGAGGAGAGGAUGCUGUCUGCUGUCUCGCAGCAGGUGCAGACCAUACAGGAGGCCCUCAAGAGCCAGAUGGAGGGGAAGAAGGAGGGGACCUUGUGUGUGGAACUCGUUGGGAAACAGGUCAAAGUCUCCACAGACAUGGCCAUCUUCAUUACUAUGAAUCCUGGGUAUGCUGGACGCUCCAAUCUCCCGGACAACUUGAAGAAGUUGUUCAGGUCACUGGCUAUGACCACUCCUGAUAGGCAACUUAUCGCUGAGGUCAUGCUGUUCAGUCAAGGGUUCAGGUCUGCUGAGAAACUCGCCUGCAAGAUUGUGCCUUUCUUCAAGCUCUGCGAUGAACAGCUGUCCAAUCAGUCGCAUUAUGACUUUGGGCUCAGGGCUUUGAAGUCCGUUCUCAUAUCUGCGGGGAAUGUCAAGAGGGACAGGAUUCAGAGGAUCAAGGAGGGCAUGCAGGGGCGCGGGGAGACUAAUAUCGAUGAGGCGUCCAUUGCUGAGAACCUGCCCGAACAGGAGAUUCUUAUCCAGUCGGUCUGCGAGACCAUGGUGCCUAAACUUGUCGCUGAGGAUAUUCCAUUGCUCUUCAGCCUGCUGAAUGACGUUUUCCCGAAUGUUAAUUAUACGAGGGCGGAGAUGAAAGGUUUAAAAGAUCAAAUCAGGAAAGUCUGUGCUGAAGAAUACCUCGUGUGUGGCGAGGGCGACGAACAAGGAGGUGCUUGGCAGGAGAAGGAAUUGGUCGGUGAGACAUGGGUAGAAAAGGUGCUGCAACUCUACCAGAUCUGCAACCUGAACCACGGUCUGAUGAUGGUGGGUCCGAGUGGCUCCGGCAAGUCCACAGCCUGGCGCGUCCUCCUGAAGGCCCUCGAGCGCUUCGAGGGGGUCGAAGGUGUGGCCCACGUGAUCGACCCCAAGGCCAUCAGCAAGGAGACCCUCUACGGAGUGCUAGACCCCAACACGAGAGAGUGGACAGACGGUCUGUUCACCCACAUCCUCAGAAAGAUAAUCGACAACGUUCGUGGCGAGAUAAACAAGCGCCAGUGGAUCAUCUUCGACGGGGACGUGGACCCCGAAUGGGUGGAGAACCUCAACUCAGUCCUCGACGACAACAAACUGCUGACCCUCCCCAACGGCGAGCGCCUCAGUCUCCCCCCGAACGUCCGAGUGAUGUUCGAGGUUCAGGACCUGAAGUACGCAACACUGGCCACAGUCUCCCGCUGUGGAAUGGUCUGGUUCUCCGAGGACGUUCUCUCCACCGAGAUGAUCUUCGAGAACUACCUGCUGCGGCUGAAGAACAUUCCCCUGGAGGACGGCGAGGACGACAACCUGGGUAAGAAGACCGAGAAAGAGGACAUGAUAUCCCCAGCACUGUCAGUCCAACGUGAGGUUGCCAGCAUCUUCCAGAGCUACUUCGCCCCCGACGGUCUGGUCGUGAGGUGCCUGGAGUACGCAAUGAAACAAGAGCACAUAAUGGACUUCACCAGACUUCGAGCCCUGAGCUCCCUCUUCUCGAUGCUGAAUCAGGCGGUUCGAAACGUCCUGCAGUACAACCACGCACACACAGACUUCCCCCUCCCCAGUGAGCAGCUGGAGCGCUACAUGCCGAAGUGCCUCAUCUACGCCCUCCUCUGGAGCUUCGCUGGAGACGCCAAGCUGAAGGUCCGGUCAGACCUGGGUGACUUUGUGAGAUCAAUAACGACGGUUCCCCUCCCGGCGCAGUCCAGCAUUGCUAUCAUUGACUUCGAGGUGAACAUCCACGGGGAGUGGCUGCCCUGGAGCAACAAAGUACCCCAGAUCGAGGUGGAGACCCACAAGGUCGCGAGCCCCGACAUCGUGGUGCCGACCCUCGACACAGUCAGGCACGAGAGUCUACUGUACACUUGGCUGGCUGAGCACAAGCCCCUGGUCCUCUGUGGGCCCCCAGGCUCUGGCAAGACAAUGACACUGUUCUCAGCCCUGAGAGCACUCCCUGACAUGGAGGUCGUGGGCCUCAACUUCUCCUCAGCGACGACCCCAGAGCUCCUCCUGAAGACGUUCGAUCACUACUGCGAGUACAGGAAGACCCCGAAUGGAGUUGUUCUGUCACCAGUGCAGCUGGGGAAGUGGCUGGUGCUGUUCUGCGACGAGAUCAAUCUCCCAGACAUGGACCACUACGGAACCCAGAGGGUGAUAUCGUUCCUGAGGCAGCUGGUGGAGCACAGGGGAUUCUACAGGACGAGUGACCAGGCCUGGGUGUCCCUGGAGAGGAUUCAGUUCGUUGGGGCUUGCAAUCCCCCCACCGACCCCGGGAGGAAGCCCCUGAGCCACAGGUUCCUGAGGCACGUGCCUGUUAUCUACGUGGAUUACCCUGGGGAGACCUCCCUCAAGCAGAUCUACGGAACGUUCACCAGAGCCAUGCUGAGGCUGACUCCCUCGUUGAGGGGGUAUGCUGAGCCCCUGACCAACGCAAUGGUCGAGUUCUACCUGGCCUCGCAGGAGAGGUUCACCCAGGACAUGCAGCCACACUACGUUUAUUCGCCACGUGAGAUGACGAGGUGGGUGAGGGGCAUCUGCGAGGCAAUCAGACCGCUCGACAGUCUCUCGGUUGAGGGGCUUGUUCGUCUCUGGGCUCACGAGGCCCUCCGGCUGUUCCAGGAUCGCCUGGUGGAGGACUCAGAGCGCGCCUGGACGAACAAGAACAUCGACAUUGUCGCGCUGAAGCACUUCAUGGGGGUCGAUCGUGAUAAGGCACUUGCCAGACCCAUUUUGUACAGCAAUUGGCUGUCCAAGGACUACGUUCCUGUCAACAGGGACGAGUUGAGGGAGUACGUGAGGGCUAGGCUCAAGGUGUUCUACGAGGAGGAGCUGGACGUUCCUCUGGUGCUGUUCGACGAGGUCCUGGAGCAUGUGCUGCGCAUUGACAGGAUCUUCAGGCAGCCUCAGGGGCAUUUGUUGCUGAUUGGGGUGUCUGGCGCUGGGAAGACCACUCUGUCGAGGUUCGUGGCUUGGAUGAAUGGGCUGUCUAUCUUCCAGAUUAAGGUGCAUAAUAAGUACACUGGGGAGGACUUCGAUGAGGACCUCAGGCAGGUCCUCAGGAGGUCGGGGUGCAAGGACGAGAAAAUCGCUUUUAUUCUGGAUGAGUCGAAUGUCUUGGAUUCUGGGUUCUUGGAGAGGAUGAAUACGCUUUUGGCUAAUGGGGAGGUUCCUGGGCUGUUUGAGGGCGAUGAGUACACGACGCUCAUGACUCAGUGCAAGGAGGGAGCCCAGAGGGAGGGACUCAUGCUGGAUUCAAAUGAGGAGCUGUACAAGUGGUUCACUGGACAAGUCAUGAAGAAUCUGCAUGUUGUCUUCACGAUGAAUCCCAGCACUGAUGGCCUCAAGGAUCGCGCUGCCACGUCACCUGCGCUGUUCAAUCGCUGUGUUCUCAAUUGGUUUGGCGAUUGGUCGGAUAAUGCGCUGUUCCAAGUGGGGAAGGAGUUCACGAGUCGAGUCGAUCUCGAGAGACCGUCCUGGAAGUGCCCCGAUUUCUUCCCGUCGGUCUGCUCGCUUAUUCCGGCGCAGGCCACUCACAGGGAUGCUGUCAUCAAUGCCUGUGUCUAUGUGCAUCAGACUCUUCACAAGGCCAAUGCCAGGCUGGCGAAGAGGGGCAGCAGGACGAUGGCCAUCACGCCGAGACAUUAUCUUGAUUUUAUCAAUCAUUUUGUCAAGCUGUAUCAGGAGAAGAGGAGCGAUCUCGAGGAGCAACAGCUGCAUCUCAAUGUGGGGCUGAGUAAAAUUGCGGAGACUGUGGAGCAGGUGGAGGAGAUGCAGAAGAGUUUGGCUGUGAAAUCGCAGGAACUUCAAGCUAAGAAUGAAGCCGCCAACGCCAAACUCCGUCAAAUGGUGAAGGAUCAGCAAGAAGCUGAGAAGAAGAAAGUCCAGAGUCAAGAGAUCCAGCAGCAGCUGGCAAUCCAGACUGUCGCUAUCGACCAGAAGAGAGAGUCCGUCAUGGCUGACCUGGCCCAGGUGGAACCAGCAGUCAUCGACGCCCAAACUGCGGUGAAAUCAAUAAAGAAACAGCACUUGGUCGAAGUACGUUCCAUGGCAAAUCCACCUGCAAUCGUCAAAGUUGCAUUGGAAUCAAUCUGCCUUUUACUUGGUGAAAAUGCUAGUGACUGGAAGUCAAUUCGCGCUGUCAUCAUGAGGGACAAUUUUAUCAAUACCAUUGUCUCUAAUUUCAGUACUGAGGACAUAACUGACGAAGUUCGUGAAAAAAUGAAGAGUCGUUACCUCAGCAAUCCUGACUACAACUUUGAGAAAGUCAAUCGUGCGAGUAUGGCGUGCGGACCUAUGGUGAAGUGGGCAACUGCUCAGGUUGAGUACGCCGACAUGCUGAAGCGAGUGGAGCCCCUGCGCGAGGAGCUGUACUCCCUGGAGCGCCAGGCCGAGACCAACAAAGAGAAAGGCGAAGAGGUGAAGCACCUGAUAGCGCAGCUGGAGCUGAGCAUCGCAUCCUACAAGGAGGAGUACGCCCAGUUGAUCUCCCAAGCCCAAGCCAUCAAGACAGACCUGGAGAACGUCCAGGGGAAGGUGGACCGUUCGAUCGCCCUGAUAAAAUCCCUGGUGAUCGAGCGGGAGAGAUGGGAGGCAACGAGCGAGACCUUCAGAAGCCAGAUGUCCACGAUAAUCGGCGACGUCCUCCUGUCCUCUGCCUUCCUGGCAUACGCUGGUUACUUCGACCAGCACUACCGCCAGAACCUCUUCACGACGUGGUGCCAGCACCUGCACCACGCGAACCUUCAGUUCCGCCCUGACAUCGCGCGAACAGAAUACCUAUCGAACCCCGACGAACGCCUGCGCUGGCAGGCGAACGCUCUCCCGACAGACGACCUCUGCACGGAGAACGCAAUAAUGCUGAAACGCUUCAACAGAUAUCCCCUGAUAAUCGACCCCUCAGGCCAGGCCACCGAGUUCAUAAUGAACGAGUUCAAGGACCGAAAGAUCACGAAGACGAGUUUCCUGGACGACUCCUUCAGGAAGAACCUGGAGAGUGCCCUGAGGUUCGGCAAUCCCCUGCUGGUGCAAGACGUCGAGAACUACGACCCCAUCCUCAACCCAGUGCUGAACAGAGAGCUGAGAAGAACUGGGGGCAGAGUGCUGAUCACCCUGGGCGACCAGGACAUCGAUCUCUCCCCCUCGUUCGUGAUUUUCCUCUCGACCCGAGACCCAACGGUGGAGUUCCCCCCAGACAUCUGCUCUCGCGUGACCUUCGUCAACUUCACAGUCACCAGGAGCUCCCUCCAGAGCCAGUGCCUGAACCAAGUGCUGAAGGCAGAGCGUCCAGACAUCGACGAGAAGCGAUCCGAUUUACUCAAGCUGCAAGGGGAGUUCCACCUUCGUCUGAGGCAGCUGGAGAAGUCCCUGCUGCAGGCUCUGAACGACGCCAAAGGAAAGAUUCUAGACGAUGACUCAGUCAUCACAACCCUCGAGACACUGAAGCAAGAGGCUGCAGACAUCAGCAAGAAGGUCGAGGAGACUGACAAGGUCAUCGCCGAGAUUGAGACUGUCUCACAGCAGUACAUGCCACUCUCCCAGGCCUGCUCCAACAUGUACUUCACCAUGGACUCCCUGAACCAGAUCCACUUUUUGUAUCAGUACUCCCUGAAGAUGUUCCUGGACAUCUUCACCUCAGUCCUAUCCCAGAAUCCCAAACUAUCAGGGAUAUCUGACUACACCCAGAGGCUCUCCCUCAUCACGAGUGAUUUAUUCUCAGUUUGCUACGAGAGAGUGGCUCGUGGAAUGCUGCACGCUGACAGAUUGACCUUCGCCCUUCUCCUCUGCAGAAUCCACCUGAAGGGGAUCUCCACAGAGUCCACCUACGACCAGGAAUUCACGUUCUUCUUACGAGGAAAAGAGGGAGUUCUCAACGUCAGGGGCCCGAUGAUCCAGUGCCUGAGCUCCGAGCAGCAGGAGGCCAUGCUGAGACUGAGCUUGAGGCUCCCAGCGUUCAAGAAACUCGCCCAGAACAUCCAGGACGACCAGGACUUCGCUACUUGGCUGCAGUCGUCGAACCCCGAGACCCAAGUGCCCAAACUCUGGGAGGAGGAGAAGCCCCUGACCCCAAUAGGCACAGCAGUCCACCAGCUCCUGAUAAUCCAGGCAUUCAGGCCAGACAGGGUGAUAGCAGCAGCGGCGUUAUUCAUCUCUGCAGCCCUUGGGGAGAAGUUCAUGGCAGCUGCAGAAGUGGAAUUGGACUUUGCGUCAGUAGUUGAGAACCAGUUGAAGGCAGCAGUGCCAGCUUUACUCUGCUCAGUCCCAGGAUUCGAUGCGUCAGGGAGGGUGGACGAUCUGGCAGCCGAACUGGGGAAGCAAAUAGUCAGCAUUGCGAUUGGAUCUGCUGAGGGCUUCAACCAGGCGGACAGAGCCAUCAACAUGGCUGUUAAGGCCGGCAGAUGGGUGAUGCUUAAGAACGUUCACCUGGCGCCUCAGUGGCUCGUGCAACUCGAGAAGAAGCUCCACAGCCUCCAGCCCCACGCUGGCUUCAGGCUCUUCCUCACGAUGGAGAUCAACCCGAAGGUGCCGGUAAAUCUGCUGAGGGCUGGUAGGAUAUUCGUAUUUGAGCCUCCACCAGGCAUCCGGGCCAAUCUCCUGAGGACAUUCAGCACAGUUCCUGCCUCGAGGAUGAUGAAGCCGCCCAAUGAGAGGGCUAGGCUGUAUUUCCUGCUGGCCUGGUUCCACGCCAUCGUCCAGGAACGCCUGAGGUACUCCCCCCUGGGGUGGGCCAAGUACUACGAGUUCAAUGAGAGCGAUCUUCGAGUGGCCUGCGACACCCUGGACACAUGGAUCGAGGCCACAGCCAUGGGGAGGACCAAUCUCCCACCUGAGAAGGUCCCCUGGGACGCCCUCGUGACGCUACUCUCCCAGUGCAUCUACGGUGGGAAGAUCGACAACGAUUUCGAUCAGCGACUGCUCGCCUCCUUUCUGAGGAAACUGUUCACCCCCAGGUCCUUCGAGUCUGAUUUCGCUCUCGUAGCGAACUUCGAUGGGGGCUCGCAGGGCAGUCAGAGGCACAUUACCAUGCCCGAUGGCACGAGGAGGGACCACUUCUUGAAGUGGAUAGAGUCCUUGUCGGAUAGGCAGACGCCGUCCUGGCUGGGGCUUCCCAACAACGCUGAGAAGGUUCUCCUGACGACUCGUGGGACGGAUUUAGUGUCGAAACUCCUGAAGAUGCAGCAGCUGGAGGAUGAGGAUGAGCUCGCUUACUCACACGACGAGUCCCUGGACGCUCCGAGGGAGGCCGAGGGCGAUGGAAGACCCUCGUGGAUGAGGGUUCUUCAUAAUUCUGCGUCCACCUGGCUGCAGCUCCUACCUAAGAACCUGCAGACACUCAAGAGGACUGUCGAGAAUAUUAAGGACCCUCUGUACAGGUACUUCGAACGAGAGGUAAACAGUGGGGCCAAACUCCUGCAGGACGUCAUCCACGACCUGGAGGAUGUGGUGCUGAUCUGCCAAGGGGAGAAGAAGCAGACGAACUACCACAGGACGAUGCUCUCCGAGCUGGUGAAGGGGAUUCUGCCGGCUGGAUGGAGGAGGUAUACAGUGCCACGAGGCUGCACCGUCAUCCAGUGGAUCACUGACUUCAGUCACAGGGUGUCACAGCUCCAGGAAGUCUCGCGUCUGGUGUCCCAGGGAGGGGCCAAGGAGAUCAAGAGCUUUCCCGUUUGGCUGGGGGGUCUGCUGAACCCUGAGGCCUACAUCACUGCCACCAGACAGUGCAUUGCACAGGCCAACAGCUGGUCCCUGGAGGAGCUGCAGCUGGUGGUGACCAUUGGCGAUGGCGAUAACAUCGCCACUGACGACUGCUCCUUUGCUGUCACUGGGCUGAAGCUCCAGGGGGCACUUUGCAAGGACAAUCAGCUGUAUCUCACUUCCACCAUCAUGACUGAUCUGCCUGUCACUAUGCUGAGGUGGGUGAGGUCCUCGGGGGAUGAUGUCAGAAAGGGAAAAUUGUCGCUACCUGUUUAUCUCAACAGCACGAGGACUGAACUGCUGUUCACUGUGGACCUCAAUACUGCUACCAAUCAGGAGCCCCACAGCUUCUAUGAGAGGGGCGUUGCGGUUCUCACUUCAACUGCUCUCAACUAAUCGUGGAUCAACCAUUAGUUCGCAUUAUGUUAUUAUAAAAUUGCAGUAUUUGUUUGAUGAGAAUGGAUAUUGCACUCUCUGCAUGUCUCACUGCUUUUUUCAAUGAGGAAGGGAUGUGUUUUGUUCUUUGUAAUUCUUUUCUAAUGGACUUUAGUCGAGUAUUUUUCUAAACUGCAAUUACUGGCGGGCAAUGAGUUUGAGGGAUUAUCAAGGCGAGAUAUGGUGGUUAUAUAUUUAUUGAAUUGUUUUAAUCUCAUGUAGAAUGAAGAAGCUUUUGUCUCCUAUUAUAUGAAGAAUAAUAUGAUAUUGUAAUUUAUUAGCCUUGAAUAAAUAUGGCCUGUUGCCGGAAGAA
Molecule: messenger RNA, 14476 nt
Organism: Diachasma alloeum
Lineage: Eukaryota; Metazoa; Arthropoda; Insecta; Hymenoptera; Braconidae
Gene: Dhc64C
Product: dynein heavy chain, cytoplasmic
Exons: 11
Coding region: 169-14124 (4651 amino acids)
Biological process (GO): microtubule-based movement
Cellular component (GO): dynein complex
Molecular function (GO): ATP binding; dynein intermediate chain binding; dynein light intermediate chain binding
Source: RefSeq, a predicted model, not a curated record